AUGGAGUAACAUUUUCUAUUGUUCGGAAUCGUUUUGUUUGACUAACAGUAAAGCCGAAAUUUCACAACGCAAAUUGUUAAGCUAUUGACGUGACGCACAACUUAUUUGAUUCGACGACCUGCGUAAAUUUGUCUAAAUCGACUGGAAUCAUGAAGAUAUCGGAGGGGACGGUACAUGUCCAUUACAAUUUUUAUUCUCGAUCCGGAUUCUCUUUUCGAGAAAAUGAAUUACUUCCGGAUCCAUAUCGUGGAGUGGACUUGCAUCAUAUUCAACGACCACGCAUUUUGCAGAAUCGGCGAAUGCUGCAAAAUUGUCAGCGUAUUCUUCAGAGUCCAUAUCGACAGUUAGGUCUUUAUCAGUUAGAAAAUACACUACAGCAAGAGCGUUUACUUCGUUGGGAAAACUCAUCGCGCGAGAAUCCAUAUAGACAAGAGAUACCACAUCAGAGAGAAACUCCACAUCAGCAAGAAACUCCACUUCGACGAGAAAGUCCCAAUCGACGAGAUAUUCCACAUCGACGAGCAAGUCCACAUCGACGAGCAAGUCCACAUCGACGAGCAAGUCCACAUCGACGAGCAAGUCCACAUCGACGAGGAAGUCCACAUCGACGAGCAAGUCCACAUCGACAAGAAAGUCCACAACAGCGGGACCGUUUUUUUCGGCGACAAAGUCCACAUUGUCAACGGAGUCCAUAUCGACAAGACUUUCUACAACAGCUUGAGACGCUACAACUAUCUGAAACUUCAGAGCGACUAGAGAGUCCACACAGCCAUUGGAACCCAUUCGAACGUGAGUCGGUAAGCCCGCUAAGACAUUAUAGGACUGAUCGCAGCCCAUUCCAACGGAACUCUAUCAGUCGUGAGCGUUCGCUAACUCCACUUAUUCGGCUGAGUCCACAACGGAGUGAUAAUGAACGGGAGGGAAGUCUAAGCCGCCGACAAUAUACUCCGACUCGACAACAGUUCUUCCGACGUCACCUGAAUCCAUUCCGACGUAACUCUGUCAGUCAUGAGCGUUCGCUAACUCCACUGAUUCGGCGGAGUCCAGAACGGAGUGAUAAUGAACGGGAGGAGAGUCUAAGCCGCCGACAAUAUACUCCGACUCGACAAAAGUUUUUCCGACGUCAUCUGAACCCAUUCCGACGUAACUCUAUCAGCCAUGAGCGUGCGCUAACUCCCCGUGUUCGACGGAGCGAUGGUGAUCGAGAGCAGAGUAUAAGCCGCCGACAACACACACCGACUCGAGAAUUUCGUCGACAAAAGUACUUUCGAAGAAAUCUGAACCCAUUCCGACGUAACUCUAUCAGUCAUGAGCGUUCCGUAACUCCACGUAUUCGACAAAGUCCGCAACGGAGCGAUAACGAACGAGAGCUAAGCAUAAGUCGCCGACUUGGCACUCCACCUCGCUGGUAUUGUCGACAAACAAACGUUUCACGUCCACGCAACCGUCGAUUGCUAAUUCGUCGUCCACACAAGAGUCAACUUUUGGCUUACUCAAGCAGAAUCAGAAAAUUGAGAAUACUACGCAGAAACGCAUCCAAAGCACUGUUCAAGAGUCUAAGCGGCGAAAUCCAAGCACUGACAAAAUUGUCGCGGGCAGUUCGGGGUUUACCGCUUAAUCGGAAGAAAUAUAAGAUGAAAACAGCAGUACGAUGCCAGGAAUCGGUGCAAUAUACCCCAGUCGUAGAAUCAGCCGACGAAGCUUGUUUAGAUGAGCCGGAUGCAUUUGAAUUUCUGGAUUAAAUUGGAACGACAGGUUCAUUCCAUCAGAAUUCAAAAUAAAUUCAAUGAAACACGAGCGUUUCCAAUGAAA
This is a messenger RNA of Bradysia coprophila, 1812 nucleotides long. RefSeq lists its product as uncharacterized. Lineage: Eukaryota; Metazoa; Arthropoda; Insecta; Diptera; Sciaridae. The record is from RefSeq and is a predicted model, not a curated record.